This is a messenger RNA of Phacochoerus africanus (Common warthog), 2156 nucleotides long. Its product is annotated as KIAA1328 ortholog. The record is from RefSeq and is a predicted model, not a curated record. The coding region runs from base 208 to 1995 and encodes 595 amino acids. The transcript is spliced from 10 exons. NCBI's taxonomy places the organism in Eukaryota, Metazoa, Chordata, Mammalia, Artiodactyla, Suidae.
UGCCCGCCUGGCAGGGGGCGCCGGAGCCCUCCCCCGGGCGGCGAGUGGUCGCGAGGGAUUCUGAGCUGAGGAGGAGAAGCUCAGUGCGGACCCCGUGGGCGGGGCUGUCCUGUCCGGCCUCCGUCCAGGUGCCGCGCUCCCCUGGCUCGGGUAUUAGGUGGCUUGGAGCCCGCACCGUCUCCAGGAGCGGGGACUUGGUACAGAUAUAUGCCAGCCUUCCUUGAGGGAAUUUCUGCAGAAGGAAAUAUCAGAUCAAGACACAAGAUGGUGAAUCCUAAAGCUGACGUUAAACUUAAGACUUCCAGGGUGACUGCUCCUUCAGUCUCCAUGGAGUCUUUAAAAGGUGCAGGAGAUUCAGUAGAUGAACAGAAUUUCUGCAGGGGAGGAAUAAAGAGUGCAUCACUGAAGGAUUUAUGUCUUGAGGACAAAAGGCGCAUUGCAAACUUAAUUAAAGAACUGGCCAGAGUAAGUGAGGAAAAGGAAGUGACAGAAGAAAGACUGAAAGCUGAGCAGGAAUCAUUUGAGAGGAAGAUCCGGCAGUUGGAAGAACAGAAUGAUCUGAUCAUCAAAGAAAGGGAAGCUCUUCAGCUACAGUAUAAAGAAUGUCAAGAACUUCUAAGUCUCUAUCAGAAAUACCUAUCAGAACAGCAAGAGAAGCUCACCAUGUCUCUCUCAGAACUUGGUGCUGCUAAAAUGCAGGAACAACAGGUAUCCAAUAGAAGAGGCACUCUCCAGUCUUUAUCAGUGGAACUGGAUGGCUCCUACUUGAGUGCAGCCAGGCCGCAAACCUACUAUCAAACCAAGCAAAAGCCUAAGUCUGCCAAUCAGGACUCAGCUUUAGAAGCCCUUGUGGAAUUUAGGAAUAAUUCUUUGAAACCAGCAGCCCUUCAUUAUCCCAAAGAGAUUGUGGACAAAGUGCCCUCAGAGACCAGAACAUGUAAUCAUGGAUCCCCAGGGAGAAAACUAGCAGAUUCAGUCCCUACAGAGAAAGCUCCACCAGAGGAAUUGAAGGUGAAGGAAUGCCAACACCUAAAGGCUGCUCCGUCUAGUCAGUGUUGUGGUCAUAGACUUUCUGGAAAUGCAGAUCAUGUUCAUGAGAGCCAGCCUACAAACAUGGCCCCUCAGCAUUCCAAGACAUAUCCAGAAUCGUGCAGUUACUGUGGGCUUUCCUGUGUGUCUCCAAUGCAUGGCCAAGGGGCACUGCAACCUAGUGAAACUGAAAUCAAAAAGCAGCUCUCAGAAGAUAGAAGGCAGCAACUUAUGCUUCAGAAGAUGGAGCUGGAAAUUGAAAAGGAGCGCCUUCAGCACCUGCUGGCCCAGCAGGAGACAAAACUUCUCCUAAAACAGCAACAGCUUCAUCAAUCUAGACUGGAUUAUAAUUGGUUAAGAACUCAAGCUGAAUUUAAGUCAAGAGAACUGGUUGCUCACAAAGAGAUUACUAGACCCCAAGAGUUCAAACUGGAAAUGAAUGAGAGUGACUCUGGACCAAGUUUAUUGAAGUCAAAAUGUGAUGGCUGGAUGCUUGGAACAUCACCAUCCAUCAAAAAUUAUCAAGACUCCACAAACAAUGGAGAGAAUAGAAGGGAGAAGACAGUUGGGUUUCAGUCACAUAUGGAAGAUGAUGCCCCAUGGACAUGUCAAAAGAAAGAUACAUGUUGGCCCCAAAGCGGGACAAUGGCAGGAGUUAGGAAAGAUGCAUCCACAUCUCCAAUGAAAACAGGAAGUCAAAAGGAGCUCGUUAUCACAACCAAGUCAUCAUUGCAACAUGACACCCCCCGGUAUGAGACCUCUCUGUUGGAUCUGGUUCAAUCUCUGAGUCCAAAGACUGCUCCCAAACUUCCACUGCGCUCCUCCGGAGAAGGUGGCUCAUGGAAUCACAGCACUUGCCGACUCAGUACUCCGAAAUCUACCUGGAAUAAGCCCAGGGCAGGCAGGACCCCUGAAGACCUGGAGGAAAAUCAAAUUUUAGAAGAUAUAUUUUUCAUCUUACACUGAAGCACAUACUGCAGAAUUUCCGUCCGAAAUGAGUGGAUGUCUUUAUAUACUGAUCUAGGAUUUUAAAUUAUUCGACUUCAAUGUAAUUGUGUCUCUCCUUUCACAGGGGCCUAUCUCACUAGCCUCCUGUGUUGUAUCAAAUAUAGAAAUCAUUCUAACAA